AUGAUUCACUUCCAUUCUCUCUCUCUCUCUCUCUCUCUCUCUCUCUCUCUCUCUCUCUCUGUUAAUCACUUUUUAUUAUUAUUAUUUUUCGUCUUUCUUCUUUCUGUAUAUUUUCUUUCUUUCUUUCUUUUUAAUUUUUAUUGUUUUUCUUUUCCUCCGUUAAUUUCAAUUUUCUUCUACCUCGUCUUCAUCGUCGAUAUAUUCUCUUUAUUUUUCUUCUCGAUGGUCUUCUUCUUCUUCUUCUUCUUCUUCUUCUUCUUCUUCUUCUUCUUCUUCUUCUUCUUCUUCUUCCUCCAUGGCUGCAUUAUAUUCUUUUUUUUCUUUUUAUUGGUUAUAACAUCUUUCAUUUAUUUAUUCUUUUUCUUAAUAAUUAUAUCUUAUUUUCUCUUCUUCUUCUUCUCCUUAAUAAUUAAGUUCUUUUUCCUCUUCUUCUUAAUAGUUAUAUUCUCAUACUCUUUCUUCUUCUUAAUAAUUAUAAUAUCUUUCUUCUUCUUCUUCUUCUUCUUAUUAUUAUUAUUAUUAUUAUUAUUCAUCUUCUUCGUCUUCCUCUUCCUCUUCUCUCUCUUCUUCUUCUUCUUCUUAAUAGUUAUAUUCACUUUCCUUUUCUUCUUAAUAAUUAUAUUAUCUUUCCGCCUCUUCUUCUUCUUCUCAAUAAUUAUCCUUCUUCUUCUUCUUCUUCUCAAUAAUUAUCCUUCUUCUUCUUCUUCUUCUUCUUCUUCUUCUUCUUCUUCUUCUUCUCAAUAUUAUAUACUUUUUCUUAUUCUUAUUAUCUAUAGUUCUCUUCUUACAAUCCCUUUCUUCUUCCUUUUUCUUUUUAGUAGUUAUCUCUUACUAUUUGUCCAUAGACGACUACUACUAAUUCUUCUUCUUCUUCUUCUUCUUCUUCUUCUUCUUCUUCUUCUUCUUCUUCUUCUUCUUCCAUUUAUUUUAUUUUAUAUACCCCCCGUCUCUUUGUUGAUUUCCAUUUACCAGUAUUUCAUUCCCUAUUUUUCUCUAUUUCCUUCGUUCAUUAUCUUUUCUUCUCUCUCUUUCUAUCGCUAUAUCACUCCCUACUCUCUCUCUCUCUCUCUCUCUCUCUCUCUCUCUCUCUCUCUCUCUCUCUCUCUCUCUCUCUCUCUGCAUAAUAAUCCAGAGCAUUCAAGGAAGUCAAAUUUUGUUUCCAUUUUUGCUUUUUCCUCUUCUUUCUUUCUUUUUUCUCUCCUACUCUUUCCACAUUCUUUCUUUCUUUCAUUAUUUUGCUUUCUCUCUAUUUUCAAACAUUUUUUUUUUAUUCUUUCUUUCUUUAUUUAUAUGCUCUUUUUCUUUCUUUUUAUUUUCCUUUCUUUCUUUCCUUCUGUUUCCACACUUUUUAUUUCUUUCAUUGUUUUGUUUUCUUUCUUUCGUUCUUUCCUUCUUUCUUUCUUCCUUUCCUUCAAUCUUUCUUCCUUUCCGUCUUUCUUUCUUUUUCCUUCCUUCUUUCUCUCCUUCUUUCUUUCUUCCUUUCCUUCAAUCUUUCUUUUUUCUUUGCUUCUGUUUCCACACUUUUUAUUUCUUUCAUUGUUUUGCUUUCUUUCUUUCUUUCCUUUCCUUCUUUCUUUAUUUCUUUCUUUCCUUCUUUCUUUCUUUCUUUCCUUCUUUCUUUGCUUCUUUCUUUCUUUCCAUCCUUCUUUCUUCCUUUCCUUCUUUCUUCCUUUCCUUCCUUCCUUCUUUCUUUCUUUCUUUCUUUCUUUCUUUCUUUCUUUCUUUCUUUCUUUCUUUCUUUCUUUCUUUCUUUCCUUCAAUCUUUCUUCCUUUCCUUCAAUCUUUCUUCCUUUCCGUCUUUCUUUCUUUUUCCUUCCUUCUUUCUUUCUUUCUUUCCUUCCUUUUUUCUUUUCUUCUGUUUCCACACUUUUUAUUUCUUUCAUUGUUUUGCUUUCUUUCUUUCUUUCUUUCUUUCUUUCCUUUCUUUCUUUCUUUCUUUCUUUCUUUCCUUCUUUCUUUCUUUCUUUCCUUCUUUCUUUCCUUCUUUCUUCCUUUCUUUCUUUCUUUCUUUCUUUCUUUCUUUCUUUCUUUCCUUCCUUCCUCCAUUCUUUCUUUCUUUCUUUCUUUCUUUCUUUCUUUCCUUCCUUCCUCCCUUCUUUCUUUCUUUCUUUCUUUCCCUUCUUUCUUUCUUUCUUUCUUUCCUUCCUCCCUUCUUUCUUUCUUUCUUUCCUUCUUUCUUUCCUUCUUUCUUUCUUUCCAUCCUUUUUUCUUCUUUUCCUUCUUUCUUCCUUUCCUUCCUUCUUUCUUUCUUUCUUUCUUUCUUUCUUUCUUUCUUUCUUUCUUUCCUUCCUCCCUUCUUUCUUUCUUUCUUUCUUUCUUUCUGUUUUCACACUCCUUCUCCCGUUAUUUCUUUUUCUUUACAUCUAA
Messenger RNA from Acanthosepion pharaonis, 2367 nucleotides. The record is from the annotation of a GenBank genome assembly. NCBI's taxonomy places the organism in Eukaryota, Metazoa, Mollusca, Cephalopoda, Sepiida, Sepiidae.